Molecule: messenger RNA, 1563 nt
Organism: Caenorhabditis remanei
Lineage: Eukaryota; Metazoa; Nematoda; Chromadorea; Rhabditida; Rhabditidae
Exons: 6
Coding region: 1-1563 (520 amino acids)
Biological process (GO): gamete generation; cell differentiation
Cellular component (GO): P granule; nucleus
Molecular function (GO): RNA helicase activity; RNA binding; ATP binding
Source: RefSeq, a predicted model, not a curated record
AUGUCUCUCUCCGAAACGUCCGAUGCAAAGGAGGGAGUUGGAUUUCGUGGAUACCUUCCAGAAUGCAAAAAUAUCCUUCAUAAAGAAGGAGAAGAGGAUAAAUCGUGUCGUUUUUGUAAUGUAGAUCCACCAUCCGAUGAUCCUCCUAUUGUUGACAAAGAGUUGAUUAAACGCGAAACAUGGAAAUCGGAAAGUCGUGGGCCUAGAGACGAACGCACCGAAUGGGAACUUUUCUCCAAAAAGCUUUCCGGAAUCAACUUCGACGAGUAUGACGAGAUCCCAGUUGACUCUUCUGGAAGAGAAUUUCGGCAACUCUUUGGCCAUUUUUCUGUGCUGAAUCUUCAUGAAUGGAUCAAGGACAAUAUCAAAUCCGCCGGAUACGACAGACUUACUCCAGUACAAAAAUACUGCAUACCAGCUCUUCAGAGCGGACAGGACACAUUCGUAUGUGCCCAACGUGAAGAGUCCCACUUCGGAAUGAUAUCUGCUUACUUGAUUCCCGUGGUCGAUUCUAUUCUACAAGAUGGUCCAGAUGACGUGUAUCGUUCCGAUACCAGUUCUCGAGGCAGAAAGAAGAAGCAAUAUCCAAGUGCACUGGUACUUGCACCAACUCGUGAGCGAUCUCUUCAGAUUUACAACGAGUCUCGCAAAUUUGUAUACCGCACUCCAAUCAAAUCAGCACUUCUUUAUGGCGGUCGUGAAAACUACAACGAUCAGAUUCAUAAGUUGAGAUUGGGAUGCCAUAUUCUCAUUGCAACUCCUGGUCGUUUAAAGAAUGUGAUGGAUCAAGGUCUUAUCGGGCUUGAAGGAUGCCGUUACUUAGUUCUUGAUGCGUCUGAUUGUAUGUUGAAAAUGGGUUUCGAACCAAUGAUCAGACAAAUCGUCGAACGAAUGCCACCAAAGGAAGAACGUGUCACAGCAAUCUUCAGUUCGAGUAGUACAACUGAUAUGAAACUGUUCACAGAAGAGAUUUUGAAAAUCAAUAAGCUGGAUUUGACUAUCGGACUGGGGAUGAACGAAUGUUAUGAUUCAAAUAUGUUAAUGUCGAAAGCUUGGUUCUAUUUCAAUUUGUCUCCACCGGACGUCACGCAAGCUUGCGAAAAGGCAUGGCUCAGCGCUGUAUAUGCGAUUAGACUAUUGUUUCUGGAGACGGAUUCGAUCCACCUGGAAUCACACAAGUCGCUUCGUUUUGCUGUUGAAUUUGUCGCGCGUUUAAUGCCAUCUGAGAAAUUUUUACUUGUCUUUGACGGCUUCAAGACUGCCGAUAGGCUUCAUUUGUUUUCCCACGGCAACGCUUAUUUCAUGACUGAACUUCUGCCACGAACUUUCCGCGAAGUUGAAGAUGUCAUCGAAACCAUCUCGAAAAUCGAUAAAAAGAAGCUGAAGACUAUUUUCAACGACGACUUUGGUAAUGGAGAGAAUGAAGAUUGGAGAGAAAGAGGCGUUUCCGUGAAAAAGAAGUCGCAUGAUGUUAUUUUUGCCGGGAAAACCUACCGAGCCAGAUAUAGUGUAAUUGUAUCAGGGGAUGACUACUCAGCUCCUGAACAUGACUAUUUUUCAUAG